UCUGGCAAUAUUAAACGCACGAUACGACAGCCCUAAAAACACAUUGGACAAACUCUAUUUUAAUCGUCGGCCUAAUGGAGAAGAAAGCUAAUAUAGCGGACAGCUUGCAAACAAGGCUAUUUGCUUUGGGACCUGCUCCACCAGGAUUUCAGCCCCCAAAUGCCAGCUUCUUUGCAUCCCUGGAGGCGCAUCUUCGCAAAGCCAUUCGCUUUCUCAUAGACACGAACCGCCAGCUCCAAAUUCUGCGUAAAAGUCUUCAGACGGAAAAAAAUCGGAAGAAACGCCAGACUUACAAGGAGAAGAUGGCGAUGUUUGCCAAGGAACAAUUACGAGCCGAGCAACUCAUCCUUAAGUACCGGUCUAGGCUGAUGGAGCUGCAGGAAGCCGAAAUAUCAAAGGUUACCAAGCACCUCGAACAAAUGGAUAAGGUCCUAGGACAGGUUAACAUUCGCCUGGGCUACCUGAGGACCAAAAUCAAGGCGGAAACAGAUCCUAAACGACGCGAGAUCCACGUAUGCAACUCCUUCUUUCUGGUGCGGGAACAGCACAAGACCAAGGGUCUUUGCGAGCGGUGGAGAGAUCGCCUCGGUCAGCUGACGAGGGCCAGGAUCAGGAAGGAAAAACCAAUGAGUGUUAGGAUUCCAAAUUCGGCACCUAAACCUCAGGAAAAGCCAACAGCUGAUGCGCAAAAGCCAAAAGAAGUUUCGGGUUUGGAAGCAUCCGAACCGAAGGCUGACCAAAAAGAAAUGAUAGAGACUGGCUGCCAAAGGUGUGCAGCUCUGGUAAAAGAAAGCAAACCAGGUCAGCCUAAGAUUUGUAGUAUAUGUAGCAAAUGGUCUAAAGACAACAACACUACCAAACCGAAAGUAACAAUUUAUUCAAAGGAAGUGUCACAAUCCUUUCCUAUAACAUCAAAAGAAGAGCAGUUAAACAAAUCUAAUCCGGAAAAACUUACCGAGAUAGAGAAAAAGGAAAAAGGGGCCAAUUCUAAGGCCUCUGUUAAUGAGGAUUGGGUUGUACCCAUGAUCCUUGAUGUUAGGUCUGAAACAAUGACUGCAGUUAAAGAGGAGCCAACUACGAGUAAAGACUUGAUUGCCUUCCAAGAAGUUGCUGCGAAUAAAGACUUGAUUGACUCCAAAACAGUAUCAUCUAUACAGAAUUCAUUAAAAUCCAUCGACAGUAAAAAUAUGGCUCUGGCACACGUAAAGAUUUUACAGGAGUACGCCAUGCUAAAUGAUAACUUUAGGGCCAUCGGACUCCUUACUGAGGUUGAAAAAUCAAUCCUAAAUCCUCCUCAAAACGAAGAUUUUGAUCUUUGAAUUCUGUAAAUACUGAAUAUUUUGAAUAAAUUUUAAAUUUAUGAA
This is a messenger RNA of Drosophila ficusphila, 1364 nucleotides long. RefSeq lists its product as uncharacterized. Bases 75 to 1319 code for a protein of 414 amino acids. The transcript has 6 exons. The record is from RefSeq and is a predicted model, not a curated record. Lineage: Eukaryota; Metazoa; Arthropoda; Insecta; Diptera; Drosophilidae.